GAACAACUUUUGUGUUUCAACUUGGCAACACUUGGUAUUCACACAGACCUUUUUAGGAAUCAGUCGCCAUUUUUCACAAUAGAGAGCCAGAAACAUGAGUGAAAGUCAAGUUACGAUUCGUACAAGAAAGUUUAUGACUAAUAGACUUUUGUGUAGAAAACAAAUGGUUGUUGAUGUACUUCAUCCAGGAAGAGCAACUGUAUCUAAAGUUGAAGUUAGAGAACGAUUAGCAAAAGCAUAUAAAACAACACCUGAUGUUGUGUUUUCUUUUGGAUUCCGAACUCAGUUUGGUGGUGGUAGAACUACAGGCUUUGCAUUAAUCUAUGAUACACUAGAUUUUGCUAAAAAAUUUGAACCUAAAUACAGAUUAGUAAGGAAUGGUCUUGCUGAGAAAGGAAAGAUGGGAAGAAAACAAAGAAAAGAAAGAAAGAACAGAAUGAAGAAAGUUAGAGGAACAAAGAAGGCUAAAGUUGGAGCAGCAAGUGGUAAAAAGCGUCACUAAAUGAUGUCCUUAUGUCAUCAUCUUUUUUCUGAAUACUACUGGGUUUUUUCUAUGGAAUCUUAUCUUUUUUUCUUUUUUCUGCUAUUUCUGUGAAGAUUUUUUAUUUUCUGUAAAAAAUUUUUGCAAUACUGUAAUU
Molecule: messenger RNA, 638 nt
Organism: Centruroides sculpturatus (bark scorpion)
Lineage: Eukaryota; Metazoa; Arthropoda; Arachnida; Scorpiones; Buthidae
Gene: RpS24
Product: 40S ribosomal protein S24-like
Exons: 5
Coding region: 95-502 (135 amino acids)
Biological process (GO): translation
Cellular component (GO): ribosome
Molecular function (GO): structural constituent of ribosome
Source: RefSeq, a predicted model, not a curated record